Fopius arisanus is the source of this 950-nucleotide messenger RNA. Its product is annotated as venom allergen 3. The transcript has 6 exons. Lineage: Eukaryota; Metazoa; Arthropoda; Insecta; Hymenoptera; Braconidae. The record is from RefSeq and is a predicted model, not a curated record. Gene Ontology annotation, cellular component: extracellular region. Bases 16 to 822 code for a protein of 268 amino acids.
CGUGUAUUUUCGUACAUGCGACAAGACCACAACGAUCGGGAAAAAAAGCUAUCGACCAUGACAAAUUAUCAGAAGGUGUAUAAAUAUCGAGUUGUCGCUCCGACUGUUCACAAUUCAAGUUCAUUUCCACUAGAUAGUAUUCUUCGUAAAAUGGCUGGAAUCAUUUAUCUCUUUGUCGUGGCUUUGGCACUAUCCUCUGUCGAUGCUGAUAGUUAUUGCCAAUUGAAUAACUGCAAGGGCAGACCUCACACCCUGUGCCUAUACCCGUCUCCAAAACCGGCCAAUCAAUGCGUCGCUUAUAAAAGUGCUUCUCUCACUGAAGAAGAGAAGAAUGAAAUUCGUUUGUUACACAAUAAAUUGAGAAAUCGAGUUGCCAGUGGUCGAGAGACUCGUGGAAUUAAUGGUCCUCAGCCGGCUGGAUACAUUCCACCUCUGGAAUGGGACGAGGAAUUGGCCGAAAUUGCCCAACGCUGGGCGAAUCAAUGUACCGAUGGGCACGAUCAAUGCAGAAAUGUUGAACGUUUUCCCGUCGGGCAAAAUGUGGGUCGUAAGGGUUGGUCCAACGGAUACAAUGCUAAAGUCAGUGAGAUUGUCCAGGCAUGGUACGACGAAGUCGAGAACUUCGACAGCCAAGUAGUUCCUUCCUUCCGUUCUAGUAAAAAACUUACUGGUCACUACACUCAACUUGUUUGGGGAGAGACAACUCGCAUUGGUUGUGGUCUUAUGAGGUACAAGAGGGGUGCCAUGUUCACUGUUCAUCUCGUCUGCAAUUAUGGUCCAGCUGGUAACUGGCUGGAUGAACCAAUCUACCAAACUCGUUAAAAAUUGAGUGAAAUAUCGUAGAAUUCCACCAAUUGCGGCCAAAUGGACAAAGGCUAAUAAAAUGAAAAAAAAUAAUGAUAAACAAAUGAUAAAUGAUUUUGAAAAAACUGUGAAUUUAAUUGUACGAA